Messenger RNA from Cyclopterus lumpus (lumpfish), 2068 nucleotides. RefSeq names its product PDZ domain containing 11 (gene pdzd11). Gene Ontology annotation, cellular component: synapse; basolateral plasma membrane; cell-cell junction. Gene Ontology annotation, biological process: maintenance of epithelial cell apical/basal polarity; protein localization to basolateral plasma membrane; neurotransmitter secretion. NCBI's taxonomy places the organism in Eukaryota, Metazoa, Chordata, Actinopteri, Perciformes, Cyclopteridae. Gene Ontology annotation, molecular function: protein binding. The record is from RefSeq and is a predicted model, not a curated record.
CUUUGUUGUUUUAUGGCUGUCACUCUGCACUUUUUCCUACAGAAGUUACGCACUGCAUUCGUCGUUAUAGUUGAAAAAGAUGUUAACAGUGAAAGUUAGUUAACGUGCGACGAAGAGAGCGGAGCAGGCUCGUGUCGGAGUUAACCAGUAAGCUAGCUUUAGCUUCAGCUAGCCUCUCGUUUAGUGUGAAAUUAUCUCAUUUUAUCUCCAUCGUCUGAUCCAAAUGGAUAUCAAUAAAACAUUGAUUUCAGGAUUUGCAUAAUUAUCCUCAGUGUUACUCUUUUGGAAACAGUUCAUUUUAGUAGCCUGUGUUUUCAUAAACAAUGGAUCAGAAAAUCCCUUACGAUGACUACCAGCUCCCAGUCGUAUUUCUGCCUUCAUAUGAGAACCCACCAGCAUGGAUAGCCCCACAGGAGAGGAUUCAUCACCCUGACUACAACAAUGAGCUCACCCAGUUUCUGCCUCGUACCGUUGUACUCAAGAAACCUCCAGGAGCCCAGCUGGGCUUCAACAUCCGUGGGGGCAAGGCGUCACAGUUGGGAAUCUUUAUAUCCAAGGUGGUUCCAGACUCAGAUGCCCACCGAGCAGGUCUGCAAGAGGGCGACCAGGUUCUUUCUGUGAAUGAGGUGGAUUUCCAAGACAUAGAGCACUCUAGAGCUGUAGACAUUCUGAAGACUGCGCGAGAGAUACUGAUGAGGGUUCGCUUCUUUCCUUACAACUACCAAAGGCAGAAGGAGAGGACUGUACAUUAGGUGGCAGCAGAGAGGAGGGAGAGAAGGGAGUUGGACAGCUGCGUCACUGCUCAUCAUUACCCUCCUACAGACUCUGGCCUCCAUUCUGUCUCAGCCCCAAGAUGACUGAUGUAUGACUAACAGCCUCCUUCAAAGUCCUCCAUGUACGAACAAUAGCUACUCUGUUAUAUACUCAGUUUCUUCUGCCACCCUAAUCUACUGGUAUACAUAACGAUUUCUACUCUAUCAGGAUGUAUUCACAGGAAGUGAAGGAAGAUACGGUAUAAGCAGACACUUAAUAGACAUUUUACAUCAUAAAUUAUGGAACUAAUACAUAUUUUUCUAGUCAACAUAAACCCCACAUUUGCUUUUCCUCAAGCCCUGUAAUUGUUUUUACGGUAGUCUGAGACAUAUAUUUUAAUCAAGCACAGAGUAGCAGAUGUGUACUGUACACAUUUGCCUUCAUGACAAAGAUAUGAAGUAGUCAUAUGCUUAGUUGCUUAUUUAUUAGGUACACCUACCUAACACUAACAAAUCAGCCUGGAUAUAAAUCAUACCGUCAUGAAAUGUUUAAUGUUCAGUUUUUGUUUAAAACUCAAGAUCCACUUAGUAGCUUUUCCUGCAGCUUUUCAAAAGCAUAUCAUGCAGUUUUUUUUUUAAUGUGUCUUAUAUUGACAAACUGGUAACUGAGUGUGUACAUGUAAAAUGUGCAUAUUUCAGUAUGCACUGAUACACAUGCUACAGAGACAGCCUGACAUAUUUUGAGAGCAAAUGAUGGUGCAAGACUUCUGGUAAAUAUCACUGAUCUUAAUAUCACUGUGAAUAUACUGUACAUCCAUUCUAAAUAUUUAACAAGUUUUUAAAAAUUGUUUAAUGAAUAUUAAGGUGUGUAAAUAUAGUUCAGUGACUGCUAUUGUUACUAAAUACUGUUGAAUGUUUGCUCAUGUUUCAUACAUUUUUAUUUUCCGUAACCUGCUUCUGGGCUGAAUAUUUUAAUUUAAUGUAUGAACUGUGUAUAUGAGGUGCCAAACUGUUGACAACUAUAACUUCUAACAUGACAGUGCACCAUGCCUUAGUAUCAUAGUAAACCUGUAAUCAGGAGACUGAUGUUAGCCAGGAUUAAGUCCAACUGAAGACUGUCGGGUAUUUCAUUUUCAGAUGGAUACAAGCUCUGGAAGUAUAGUUAAUUAACAUUAUAGAAAACAUUUGAAUACCUCUGGAUGUUAAUGCAGUGUGCUAGGUAACAGUAGGUUAAUUAUUUUUGUUUUAUCUCAACACUGUCUUCAUUCCUUUGUACACUACUUUCAUAAAUAAAUUACUGUUGGUGCUCCAUCUGA